AUGACAGACGACACUAUCGAACCCACUGCGCAGGAGCACAAGCCGCUCUCGUGGCUCCGCCUCCGGUCGCCAGUCGUCCAGAACCUCAUCUGCUCGUGCGUCCUCGCCAUGACGCCGGGCAUCCUCCUCGCCCUCACGGCCAUGGGCGCUGGAGGGGGCAAGCCGAACACUGUAAGCUUCUUUAACCAAACGAAUGUCAUCCUGUACAGCGUGUUCACCGUCUCGUCCAUCCUCGCCGGCUCGGCAAUCAACAUGUUCGGCCCGCGCUACUGCCUCGCGUUCGGAUCGACAGGCUACGCGCUGUACGUCGGCGGGCUGUGGUACUUCUCCAACACGGGCCGGGAGCCGUUCCCGCUCUUCACGGCCGCGUACCUGGGUGUGACUGCCGGUUUUUUGUGGGACGCGUCGGGGUACACGUCGCAGGCGUACGCGCCGGAGCGGCGCAAGGCGCUCUUCAUCGCGCAGCAGUGGAGCAUCAUCUGUAUCGGCUCGGCGGUCGGCAGCGCGAUCGGCCUCAGCGCCAACUACAACAAGACGAAGGCGACCGGCGUCGGGCCGGCCGUAUAUGGCGCAUUCAUUGGCAUCCACCUCCUCGCUGGGAUCAUCGCGCUGUGCUUCAUCGUCGACCCGCGCACCGUGCGCCGCAACGACGGGACGUACCUCGCUGUCUUUCCCCAUGCGAGCUUGCGCGACGAGCUUAGAGGCAUGUGGGAGACGCUGCAUAACCCCCGCGUCAUGAUGUUCAUGUUUGCGGCGUUUGCGCUCGACUUGUGGCUCCCGAUCCUCGGCAGCUGGAACUCGUUUACCUUCAGCCUGCGUGCUCGCACCCUCAACUCUAUGGUGUUUUACCUCAUCCAGAUCCCCUCCGCAUUCUUCUGCAACUGGCUCGUGUCAACAGACCUCGUCCCCUCGCGCCGCAAGCGCAUCGCAUACGCCCUCACCUGGGCGACAGUCAUCAACGUCGCCGCUUGGGCAGCCUGGAUCCAGUACCUCGCCAAGCACAACCUCGACCGGCACAAGCCAGGCCCCGCGCUCGACUGGACAAUGGGGCGGGCGUGGGCCGAGCCAUUCGGCAUCUACCUCGUGAUGGGCAUCAUGGCCCCCGUGCUCCGCAACUUUUGUCUCUACAUGUGCUCGAUCGCGUCCAAUGACCCGACAAAGCAGGCGCGCUACAAUGCAGUCCUGCACAGCAUGCCGCAGGCGGGCAUCUGCGUGGCCUUCGGCGUGGACAGCACCAAGAUCCGGUACUUGUACGAGGCGGCCGCGUGGUUCGGCGUCACGAUCGCGUCUCUCGUUGUCGCUGCCAUCGGGGUCGCGCUAUACGCUACCGAGACGCUGUAUGGUGCUGCCGGCGAGGAGAACGUCAUUGUGCCCACUGUUGAGGCGAAGACUCUCGGAAUUGACACGCACGGCGAGAUGGUCACUAUCGAGGCUAAGGACGGCGCGCACGUGGCUGUGCAGGGUGUCGAUGAGAAGAAGGUGUAA
Molecule: messenger RNA, 1485 nt
Organism: Vanrija pseudolonga
Lineage: Eukaryota; Fungi; Basidiomycota; Tremellomycetes; Trichosporonales; Trichosporonaceae
Exons: 4
Coding region: 1-1485 (494 amino acids)
Source: RefSeq, a predicted model, not a curated record